AUGCGUCGAAUCCCGUCCCAGAUCCCCUCCGCCGUCUCCCGCCUCCUCCAGGGCCACGUCCUCCAAACGCCCCCCACAUGGUACACCCCCGCCCUCUCCCACCCCCCUCCCCAGCUUCCCCCAUAUCAAGUCAAGCAACGCGCUCGUCCCCCCCUCCCCUCGUCGUCCUCGCACUCUACAGGCCAGUUCUACGACACUGCCCCCGUCCCCUCUGGAGAGCUCGAACGCCGGGACAAGCUGAGAGGAUACAAGCAACGCAAGUCCAAGCCCGCCAAGGUGUUUUAUGAAGAAGACAAUGUCAGGCGACAGUUUUUCAAGGAUUUCCCGUAUGAGGCGCUGAGACCCGUUUCUUUGGUGGAAGGGCAGGAGAUUGAUAUGCGGGAGAAGAUCAAUGGGCUGGAGUGGGAGAGGCUGGAGCAGAGGGGAGAGUAUCCCUCUGUUGAAGACUGCGUAGAGUUUGUCGUCAACUUGAAAAACACUCAAGGCCUUCCCAUCACUGAGGCGUACGAGCAGGCGACCGAAGAGUUUGUGCAGCUGAGAGCGCGACAUCAGUUGGCUACUGUCGGUGCCGAGCUCGAGGCGAGGCAUUAUGGAGCUCAGUUCAAGCGUGAUGCUUUUGAACGCCACUUUGAUCUUGAAGAAAAGGCGCUCGACUCGCUCGCUCCCAAAUCUCGUUCGCCCGCUACCGCCAGUUUGUCUGCCCGCGUAAAGCACCGCGCCCAGCCCCGGUACCAAUGGACCAACUCCCUCUCCCAAGAGGCGCUCCCGCAAGAUACCUUUACGGGGGGCGAGGCGUACAUGGCGAGGUGGAGGAUACCAGCACCUGUACAGGUUGAGGGGGUGAAGAAGGAGGGCGAUUUGGUCAGUCUGCUCGGAGGUGCGGGUAGUGAAGCCAAGGAGGGGGAGCAACAGGCGGUGCAGUCGGAUGAGCUGGACUUUUUGAAGGCGGCGUUGAACAGUGCGAAAGCGUAG
Molecule: messenger RNA, 972 nt
Organism: Cryptococcus wingfieldii CBS 7118
Lineage: Eukaryota; Fungi; Basidiomycota; Tremellomycetes; Tremellales; Cryptococcaceae
Exons: 3
Coding region: 1-972 (323 amino acids)
Cellular component (GO): mitochondrial small ribosomal subunit
Molecular function (GO): structural constituent of ribosome
Source: RefSeq, a predicted model, not a curated record